AUGACUGUGGUACCAGCAAUCCACCAGAUGGUGUCGUCGGGCUGGCGGCCUGGCUGGAACAAUGAUGACAGGAUGCGCGCUGGGGACAUCUCUGCGUCCGGCAUACCCAAGUUGACGAAAGGUACACCUGGCCACCUCAACCUGCUACACCCUGGCCUCAACACUACACACCUGCACCUCAACACUGCUACCCUGGCACCUCCAGUAUCACCCUGGCCACCUCAACCUACUGCUGCACCCUGGCCACCUCCAACACUGCUAGACCCUGGCCACCUCAACACUGCUACACCCUGGCCACCUCCCAACACUAAUACUGCCACCUCACUGCACUACACCACCGGUCAACUCAACACUGCUACACCCUGGCCACCUCAACACUGCUACACCUGGCCACCUCAACACUGCUACACCGUGGACACCUCAACCCUGAUACACCCUGGCCACUUCAACACUGCUACACCUGGCCACCUCAACACUGCUACAGGCCACCUCAACACUGCUACACCUGGCCACCUCAACACUGCUACACCUGGCCACCUCAACACUGCUACACCCUGCUACAACCUGCUGCACCUAUACCUCAACACUGCACACCCUGGCCUCAACCUGCUACACCUGGCCACCUCAACUACUGCUGCACCUGGCCACCUCAACACUGCUACAUCCUGGCCACCACAACACUGCUACACCUGGCCAACUCAACACUGCUACACCCUGGCCACCUCAACACUCGACACCUGGCUCCUCAACACUGCUACACCUAGCCACCUCCAAUGCUGCACCCAUCCUGGCCACCUCACACUGCUACACCUAGCCACCUCAACACUGCAACGCCUUGCCACCUCAACACUGCUACACCUGGCCACCUCAACACUGUUCACUUGCACCUCAACACUGCUGCACCUGGCCACCUCAACACUGCUACACCUGGCCACCUCAACACUGCUACACCCUGGCCACCUCAAUACUGCUACACCAGGCCACCUCAACACUGCCACACCUGGCCUCAACACUGCUACACCCUGGCCACCUCAACACUGCACACCCUGCCACCUCAACACUGUCUCGUGGCCACCUCAAUACUGCUACACCCCGGCUGCCUCAGCUGCUACACCCUGGCCACCUCAACAGCUACACCCUGGCCACCUCAACGCAACUACCUGGCCACCUCAUGCUGAUACACCCUGGCCAUCUCAAUACUGCUUGCAGGCCACCUCAACACUGGGCACCCUGGCCACCUCAACACUGCUACACCUGGCCACCUCAACACUGCUACAUCCUGCCACCACAACACUGCACCCUGGCCACACUCAACACUGCUACAACCUGCACCUCAACACUGUUACACCCUCACCUCAACACUGCUACACCCUGGCCACACUCCUGCUGCAUCCUGGCCCACCUCACUGCUACACACUGGCACCUCAACACUGCAACGCCCUGCUACCUCAACACUGCUACACCCUGGCCACCUCCCACACACACCUGGCCACCUCAACACUGCUACUCUGGCCAACUCAAUACUGCUGCACCUAG
Homarus americanus (American lobster) is the source of this 1536-nucleotide messenger RNA. Its product is annotated as mucin-2-like. The transcript has 2 exons. The record is from RefSeq and is a predicted model, not a curated record. The coding region runs from base 1 to 1536 and encodes 511 amino acids. NCBI's taxonomy places the organism in Eukaryota, Metazoa, Arthropoda, Malacostraca, Decapoda, Nephropidae.